UGCGCAUGCUUGAAGAUGCCUAUAAAGUCACAGGACAUACUUUCAAUGUUACAUUGCGGGGAAUCUUUCAGAGAGCUCACUAAAGGCUUGCUACAUAAGAAGAGAAAGAUGAGGUCCUACCUGUGUGUAGCUCUCUCUGUUCUGGUCCUGGCCGCGGACCACAUCCUUGCUAGUGACACACCUUCGGACACAGCAGGAACCCACCCAUUGACGUAUUCUCUCAAGGUUUCCAAGGAAAUAAUCACAGAAAGGCAUAGCACAAACAUCUCUGGAGAGCCAGGCCCUUCAGCUCGGAAUAAUACCAUUGCUGUAUUUGUUGCUUUCAAUGAUGCUAAAACUAGCUACAUCCCUCCAUUCACCUACGACAACUCCAACCUUGAGUGGCAGAGGUUUUCCGGGUCUCUGCCCAAUGAAGCAGUGGGCAUCUGGAACGGCUACACCAAGCGGUACGAUUACGUGUGCAGAACAGUUGAUAGCUGUGAGACCGGAUUCUACCACAGUGGAUAUGGCGAUAAUUGCUUCUACGCACACUACCCUGACUUGCGGUACACUGCUGGUUUUUACAUCCUCGUAAACAAAGACGGAUUUGAAAAUCUGCAGUGGAAAUCGGAAUCCUAUGGGUCUGUUCCUGCAAACUCAGUCAAACCGUGUACGUCAGCGAAGGGUUAUGUUGGAAAAAACUGGUACGGUUUAGGAUUGGUUCAUGCUGGAGAUUCAUUCUAUUUACCUUGGUUGUCAUCGCAUAAGAAUGGUAGAUUCUAUGGGUACACUACAUGGUACAGACAAUCCUACCAGGUUUUGACAAUAAAUACUGAUGAAUUUUCGCAGGUGAUCCAAGAUGUAAAGUAUGACAUUGAUAAUAGUAACUACAUAGACGCUCCCCCAUUCGCCGUUGAUGAACACACUGUAGUCAACAAACGUUGCGAAAGUGCGAUGUUUAGUGCCACACUCUCUGCAACCCAAACUGAAACACACACCUGGCAAUUCGAUUACUCUAUGAAGCUUGGAAUCAGCACCACUUUUACCGUAGGGUUACCUACAAUAGUUGGCACAAGCAUCACCAUUGGUUUGGAGCUCUCUUUUCAGUUGACUAAGGGAUUUCACAUCUCUCAAUCUCAAACCACUAGCCUCCAUGUGCAAACCAAUGUGCCCCCAAACGUGAAGUGCCCUCUUAAGAUGCAAGGCAGGAAAUACACACUAAACAUACCAUUUACGGCUCGCCUUGGCCGUACCUACAGCAGUGGUGAGACAAAGUGGACCACCAUCUACGGUACUUAUGAAGGAGUUCAGGUGUCUAAUUAUGAUGCUAUCAUAGAGCGCUGUGAGCGCCUGGCUGACCCCUUGCUUUGUCCGGAUAAGGUCCAUGUGUCAGACACAGAGCUUUGAGAGUGAUCUCAAAGUCAAGUUUGUUGGGGUUUCAUUAGUACAUACAGUACAGGGGAUGUUUUCUUGCUUUAGUGUUGUAUGACUGAAGGUCAGUCAUUCACCAAAAUCACAUUUACAUUGAUUCAUUUAAGCAGACACUUUUCUUCACAGUGACUUACAGUACAGAUAUACAUCUUGAAUUAGUAUACAUGCUAGCUAGGAAUCAAAUCCACGCCUUGCUCUACCAAUCACAUCACUAUGUGCCCAGGAGUUGGAGGGCACAGGAUGCAUUCAUGUUCAGGGGCCCUUGAUUUCAUGAUCCAUUCCGUGCUCAUUGUCUGACUUUGUGUGGCGGUUAUAUUAGGUACUGAUAUGGAACAUGUCUAGUUCAAUAUUGGCAUGGAUGGUCUAACAGCCUUAUGGACCUGAUAGACCCGAGGCCUGUGGGUCUUGUGUCAAAUGCUGAAGUGUUGUACAGCUUGGCCCAACCUCAAGCUCCACAUUAGAUAACCAUGACAACACAACCCUUCACUGUUAAUCAUUUGUUGUUGCUUCUUGCUCUGUUUUCCUGUCAUUGUGAAAUGUUA
This is a messenger RNA of Clupea harengus (Atlantic herring), 1952 nucleotides long. RefSeq names its product natterin-3-like. Lineage: Eukaryota; Metazoa; Chordata; Actinopteri; Clupeiformes; Clupeidae. The record is from RefSeq and is a predicted model, not a curated record. The transcript is spliced from 3 exons. Bases 16 to 1386 code for a protein of 456 amino acids.